CCCAACCGUCUUCCUUUGUACACGCGGAUACCGAUUCAAGAAGUGAUAUUCAAGCUUUAGAGUUGUUUCACACGGCGUUUCGAAUAGGUUGCAAAGUGCUUCGUGUUCGGGUUCUUUGGCAUGCUGUCUGGACAGCGGUGCAACAACAUGGCAGUAGCAGCACCGCACAGAGCGGACGCUUGGGCAAAAACAUAGAAAAAAUAUGGCGUCACCUUUUCACGGUGAUUGUUGACUUGUCUGACUCGUGCACGGUGUAGCUCAACAAGAAUGCAUGGAGUCGGGAGAAGGUAAUGUAGAGGUGAAGAAACUGUGUCCUGAUGAUGUCACGGCAGCGCCCCUGUCCAAGGUGUCUCAACAGCAACGAGACGAGAUACUGCAGCUCUACAAACUGCAUAUGCCUGAUGACCUGUACCAUUUCUGGGAUUUGUGCAAGGAGCUUUGCCCAGACAACCCCUGUGGUGCCCUGAAAGACACACUUGGUUUACAGCUAGUUGGUCCUUUUGACAUCUUGGCUGGAGCUCACCAACACUGCAAAAAUGCUUCUCCUAACUUCCACCUUCACUGGAGGUAUUUCUACGACCCACCAGAGUUCCAGACCAUUUUACAGGGUAGUGAAGAAAGCCAGCAUCAUAUCGGCUACUACAGAGAUAAUCCAGACUCCCUCCCCUCAUUUGUUGGGGAGAAUGAAGCCAAGAAGGGUUGCACUAUAACACCGAUGGGAGACAAUGUGUUUGCUGCUGUUCACCUGUUCCUGCUAAGGAAAAAGAAGGAGAAGGGCAGGCAGAAAACCGAGGAAGAUUUAAAAAGCCUGGAGGCAAAGCUGAGUGAGCGAGCAGAGACUCUAAACUUAUCUCUAGAGCAGAAGACCAAAGGCAUGAAGCAGCGGGACAAGAAGGUUGUCGCCAGAACCUUCCACGGUGCUGGUAUUGUUGUACCUGUUGACAAGAAUGAUGUGGGAUACAGAGAACUUCCAGAAACUGAUGUUGCUCUGAAAAAGAUCUGCAAAGCCAUUGCAGAAGCUCGGAAUGAUGAAGAGCGCGUCAAAGCCUUUCGACCUCUUCAGGAGAUGAUCACGUUUGUUCAGUUUGCUAACGAUGAAUGUGACUACGGCAUGGGCUAUGAACUCGGAGUGGACCUUUUCUGUUUCGGAUCCCACUACUUCCACAAGGUUGUCAAGCAACUCCUACCCAUGGCCUACAAUUUACUAAAAAGGAAUUUGUUCAUAGAGAUUCUGGAGGCCCACCUCACCAGCCGUAGCCAUGACAACCUGGACCAGCUCUCAUCUUGCUAAAUCUGUCAUGAGCACAUCACAAUUUCAGUUGAUAAUAUUUCCCCUCCAUGUGAUCCCAUGUGUGUCAACGUUCGUCAACCCUGGUUGUAUUGGUGCUGCUGUUAUUAAUCGUUUGUUCAUUUUUUUUUCCAAUGUAAAAUAAAGUAUUUUUUUAUAUUUUUAACAUCA
Hippocampus comes (tiger tail seahorse) is the source of this 1459-nucleotide messenger RNA. RefSeq names its product histone PARylation factor 1 (gene hpf1). Gene Ontology annotation, molecular function: histone binding; poly-ADP-D-ribose binding. The transcript has 8 exons. Lineage: Eukaryota; Metazoa; Chordata; Actinopteri; Syngnathiformes; Syngnathidae. Gene Ontology annotation, cellular component: nucleus. Gene Ontology annotation, biological process: DNA damage response; regulation of protein ADP-ribosylation. The record is from RefSeq and is a predicted model, not a curated record. Bases 272 to 1291 code for a protein of 339 amino acids.